CUAGUGGGGACUGGGGACAUCAUGGUGAAGAGCAGGGGCAUGUAGAAAUGGAAUAGUUGAGGAUCUACAUGUAUAAAAGAAAGAGCAACCAAACGAAGGUCCAAACUUGUCACAAAAGUCUUGGACGAUUAUCUAGUGGAUUUCUCACCGAAACGCGCACACAUGUUUCUUGACCGCCGGAUGACGCUCAUUGCACGGGACUCAUGAUCCAGUGGCGAGCGUUAUCCACUCCCAGCACAAGGACACUUCAGUGACGUCACCUCAAGCGAGAAGGAAGCGGAGCGCUCGCUGGAAGCUGUCACACACAGUAGUUGUGGCGAAAGCAAGAGAAACCUUUUCCGCACGUGCGCGCCCAACUGUUGCGCUACCCGGACAGACUACACGGCAGAAAAACCACGUUAUAUUUAUCUGACAGCAACUUCCACAUACUCUACGGGGAAUUAUUCUCUCCUUUUCUGCAAUGGCUGAUAUCAUACAAAGCAACGAGCAGUCCUCAUCUGACGUUGCAAAUCGAUUCGCCCGUAAAGGCGCUUUGAGGCAGAAAAACGUCCAUGAAGUGAAAAACCACAAAUUUAUUGCGAGGUUUUUCAAGCAGCCGACUUUCUGCAGUCACUGCACUGACUUUAUUUGGGGGUUUGGGAAGCAAGGCUUUCAGUGCCAAGUGUGCUGCUUUGUGGUCCAUAAACGUUGCCAUGAAUUUGUCACAUUCUCAUGCCCUGGAGCUGAUAAAGGGCCAGACACAGAUGACCCUAGGAGCAAGCACAAAUUUAAGAUCCACACCUAUGGCAGUCCCACAUUCUGUGACCACUGUGGAUCUCUUUUAUAUGGGCUCAUACACCAAGGAAUGAAAUGUGACUCCUGUGAUAUGAAUGUCCAUAAGCAGUGUGUGAUGAACGUGCCAAGCCUUUGUGGAAUGGACCACACAGAAAGACGAGGACGUCUUUACUUGAAGAUUGAGGUGAUAGAAGACAAAAUGCAUGUCACGGUGGGGGAAGGCAGGAACAUGAUUCCAAUGGACCCAAAUGGAUUGUCUGAUCCAUAUGUAAAACUCAAGUUGAUUCCAGACCCUAAAAAUGAGACAAAACAGAAAACGAAAACCAUCCGUUCUUCCCUGAAUCCGGCUUGGAAUGAGUCAUUUACAUUUAAGCUGAAGCCAGCAGAUAAGGACCGUCGGCUGGCUGUGGAGGUGUGGGACUGGGACAGAACCACCCGUAAUGAUUUCAUGGGCUCAAUGUCUUUUGGUGUGUCUGAGCUCAAGAAAUCCUCAGUGUGUGGAUGGUUUAAAAUGUUAAACCAGGAGGAGGGGGAGUACUACAAUGUGCCCAUUCCAGAUGAAGAUGAUGAGGAUACUGAGCUUCGACAGAAGUUUGAGAAAGCCAAAUUGGGUCCAUCCAAAAGAGCCACCACCCCUUUGGAUGACAGUGGGUCCACUUUACCCUCAAGCAGUUUGGACAGAGUCAGACUCACAGACUUUAAUUUCUUGGCAGUGUUGGGAAAAGGCAGUUUUGGAAAGGUGAUGCUGGCUGAGAUGAAGUCUACUGAUGAACUAUAUGCUAUAAAGAUCUUGAAGAAGGAUGUGGUCAUCCAGGAUGAUGAUGUUGAAUGCACCUUGGUGGAGAAGCGGGUUCUGGCUCAGCAGGACAAACCUCCAUUCCUCACCCAGCUUCACUCCUGCUUUCAGACUGUGGAUCGUCUGUAUUUCGUGAUGGAGUAUGUUACUGGUGGUGAUCUGAUGUACCACAUCCAGCAAGUGGGCAAAUUUAAGGAGCCACAAGCGGUGUUCUAUGCUGCAGAGAUUGCUGUUGGACUUUUUUUCUUGCACAAGAAAGGAAUCAUAUACAGGGAUCUGAAAUUAGAUAAUGUCAUGCUGGAUGCAGAGGGUCAUAUUAAGAUUGCAGACUUCGGUAUGUGCAAGGAGAACAUUGUGGAGGGUGUGACCACCCGUACAUUUUGUGGAACGCCAGACUACAUCGCUCCUGAGAUAAUAGCAUAUCAGCCGUAUGGCCAUUCUGUGGACUGGUGGGCUUAUGGAGUGCUGCUGUACGAGAUGCUGGCGGGACAGCCCCCAUUUGAUGGUGAGGAUGAAGACGAACUUUUUCAGUCCAUUAUGGAACACAACGUCUCCUACCCUAAAUCCAUGUCCAAAGAAGCAGUUUCCAUCUGCAAAGGGAUGAUGACAAAACACUCUUCAAAGCGUCUGGGCUGCACCCCAGAGGGGGAAAGAGAUAUUAGGGAACAUGCUUUCUUCCGUCGGAUUGACUGGGAACGCCUGGAAAACAGAGAAAUACAGCCUCCAUUCAAACCCAAAGUGUGUGGAAAGGGGGCAGAGAACUUUGACAAGUUCUUCACACGCACACAGCCACAACUGACCCCUCCUGAUGAGCUGGUUAUCGCCAACAUCGACCAGGCUGAAUUUGAUGGAUUUUCCUUCAUCAACCCUCAAUUCAUCCAUCCCUCCACCAUCAACAGUGAAUAAAAUGGAAAAAAAGAGGGAAUGAAUGUGAAUCUACCUACUACCCCAAAACUCUGCCCUUGCCUUUUACCCUUUUAUCUAACAAAUGUUAAAUCAAAACCACAACUUGCGUCUUAAAUAAUGUCCAGUCUUUUUUUGUUGUUGUUGUUGUUUUUUUAAAUCUAGCAAUUCUUCUACACUUUUUUCACAUCAUUUCAAUGUAGGCCAGUCAAAAAGUUUACCUUAAUGAUUGAAAAUAGAUUCAGAGAUUUAAACAAUACCAAUUUUAACACUUAAACUCUUAAACUCUGGUUAGGAAGGGCUGUUUACAUUACAAACUGUUUGUUUGACUUAGUGCAGACCAGUAUUUAAAAGUCUACAAGGCCAUCUUAUCUCAAGCCACUGGUGGCUGACACAGCUUGAUUUUGCCACAUCUGCCCAAAGUCCCAUAACAGAUAUAGAGUGUGUGCUUCCUAAGGCUUCCUAAGUCUUCCCAUUCAGGAUUUCUAAAGGUAAUUGCCAAAGCCAGUGGGGUUUCUGCCUUCCCCUUAGCACUGUACCAAUUUAUCUAUUUACAGAUUUAUUCUGGUGUCAGUUUAAGUACUCACUUUUUGGAGUCUCCAGUAUUUUCUCAUUGUAAGUUUUGUUAAAUGUUUUAAAUAAAAUACUAAACAUCUCUCAGUGUAAUAUUUGCACAUAUUUCAGGUAUGACAUGACAACUUGGCACUCCAAUUUAAAACUUGUUUGCAUUUUAUUUUUGUUCUAUGGCAAAAAUAAGCGUGCCAAGAGUUUCUACAAUCCACAAUCUGAGCUUUGGAUGUGUGAGAUGUUAUGAAAGGUUUCAUGCUUCAAGGUUUAAAUUUGUAUUUUUUUAUUUUUUUGUGCAUAUAGAAUGGUUUUAUUUCACAGUAAACACUUAUACACUUUUAUCCAUAAAUAAUGACAAAAUAAUAAAGGUAUUACCUCGUUAUCCCUUUAAUUCACCAAAUGUUUUUAAAAUAUCCUCUAUUUUGCCGUAGUAGAAAAUAUCCUGGGAACAUGAGAAAAUGUUGUGUGUAUGUGUGUGUUUUGUUUCGGUAAUGAGAGAUAUUAUGAGAGGGAGAAAUAUUCAAGUGUUGACAUUUAUGUCAAGCUCUAAUUAUGUUGUUCUCAAAUUCUCAUUGUCUGCAUACAAGUAAAUAUUGAAUACUAGAUGUUAAUAUCUGCUAUUCCUGCAGAAUGACCUUUACAUCAUUAUGUUUGGAUUUAACAUAAUUGACAGUAACAUGUAACAUUGUUGUCAUAUUUCUCCUCUUUCUGCUUUAAUAUUUUGGUUAUACUUAAUAAUACAUGCUAUUUUAACAGUAUAAGAACCUUUUAUACUAAUUAAAUGUGACUUCAUUAAAUUAGAAAUGUGAAAUUUAUGUGACAUUAGGGCAAAUUUACAACUGAGGGAAAACAAUGAAAGCAAGUUUGCAUUAACUCUUAAGGAAAUAGUUCAAAAAUGGAAAUUCUGUCAUUAUUUACUCAACCUCAAGUUGUUCCAAACCUGUAUGAGUUUCUUUAUUCUGUUGAACAAAAAAGAAGAUAUAUGUUGGUUACCAAACAGUUGCCCGGUAGCCAUUAACCUCCAUAUAUAUUUUUUUUUCUUUUUUUUUCUUUUUUUUCAUAACAUGGAAGUCUACUGGCAUCUGUUUGGUUACCAGCAUGAGUAAAUGACAGAAUUGUCAUUUUGGGUGAACUUUCCCUUUACCCUAAAACGGAAGUACAAUUAUUAGCCGGUUUAAUGUUUUUAGUAACUUUAAUAGUCCACAUUUUAAUGAUCAUUGUCCCUUUUAAAUGUGUAAUUUUGUAUUAACCACAUCAUUACACAGUCAGCUACUAUAAUGCUAUUAUUCAGGUAGAUAUUUGUGUAAUUGUUGUUAUCAUUGGUGUGUACUGUUGUAGACAUUGUAAUAUGACCUUGUACUUUGCAUAAUGAAAUUCUUUACAAAUGUGCUUUCGCCAUUCAAUUUUUCAACUGUACUUUAUCAAAACACCUUUGCUUUUGGCUGUUAUGUGUGACCUGAUCAGAUUCCAUUUUGGCUGCUGUCAUCCUACUAUGGUCUGAUAACUUGCCUUUGCUUGCAUGUUUUGGUAUGAAAAGGAUCCACUUGAAAAGAUUUGUGUGUAUUUGCGAGGAAUGUUUUGUUAUCAAUGGAAUAUAAAAUUGAGAUUAUAAGCUUAUUACAGCAUGAAGUAUGAACAAGCCAUAUACAUAUGAAACAUUUGUCUCCAUUUACAUAUUGAAUAGUGCAACUCUCAAUUUCAAUUAUUUUAAUGUCUUGAUAUUGUAGUUUAUGAGAUUCUGUAUGUUCUUCUUCCCAUCUUUUUCUGCUGUUAGAAGUAAUGCAUAUUACGUAAUAAAUUUCAGAAUUAUAUGAAAAUCACACAUGGGACAAUUGGCAUGUUUAGAUUUUAGAUCACAGGUGUUAGUUUCCUUCUAGCACAAAUAUACUUGCCAGUUUUAUUUUUUCCCCUGUUUUUUGUCACGUGACAGCAAAUAUAUAAAAAUGAGGCCCCAUUCCUAUAGUUUAGAUCAGCUCACUUCUGUCUUCUCUUUUAUUUCUUUGGAUUUAAUAAUGUUGAUCUUGCCGUAAAAUCCCAUCAGUGCUAAAAACUCCCAUCUUUCUUUUCGUGGGUCUUUCCAAAAACCUGCUUUGUGUCAGUGCCAUACUGAACCCAGCAGCACCAGUGUUGCACUAACUGCGUAGCCACAACGAUGUUUGCCAGUAUUGAAUCCAGUAUUUUGAGCACUGGUCUCAUGUAGCUGUACUGUUAACUGAAUGCUGUUACUGCUCUUGAGAUCACAACAGAGCAUCUCUUGCUUUGUGUACCUGACAUUCAAUCAUGUGUACUACCUUGGCUGUUGUAAAGAAAGUUGCAUAGCCAUUUUUUAAAAACAGGUUUAACAUGGCAUGCUUUGAGUUUCCUCUACUGUAAAAUGAUCCAUAUGCCUUACCCAGAUCUUUCUAUUCCUGUGCUGCUUAAUUAAUGAUUGAAUACAUGAACAAAUGGAUGAAUGAAAUGUUAACAUUAUUGCUUGUUUGCCUCAGUUGUUUAGCUUUCCCUUGCAGGAAAUUUUCACCCAAAAAUAUUAAGUUUGUCAGCAUUUACUCAUCCUCAUGACGUUCAAAAUCUGCAUGACUUUUUUAUUCUGUGGAACACAAAAUAAGAUAUUUUGAAGAUUGUUAGUAGCCAGAACAGUUUUGGUUACCAUUGUAUAAAAAAAUAUUUAGAUGUUUAUUAGAAUAUCUUCUUCCACAGUAGAUAGAAAGUCAUACAGGUUUGGAAAGACAUGGGAGUGAAUAAAUGACAGAAUGGGGUGAACUAUCCCUUUAAAUGUACUGUAUCUGCUUCUUUAGUCAUCUCUUGUCAACAAUUAUAAUUGUUAAUUUAUUACACCCAUAUUAUUGAAACAAGGUGGAAUUACCUUCCCCAGUUAGUCAGCAAUUCAUGUUUGUUCCGGUACUAUUGUUUUGUGUUUGUCAAAGAGGAGAGCAAGAACUUUGCUCCUCCUUUUACCAUACUAUUUUUUAAUUACUUUGUUGUUCUUUAUGUGUAGAUUGGAUGGUACAUCACCCUGUGGUCCUUUUGCUUUGUGUGAUUCAGUCCACCUGUUUUAUUUCCAUCUGUUGAAUUUUUCAUUUUCAUUUAAAGGACAAAAUCAACAGAAUGCCUUAUUUUGUCUCUCAAAUAGCAAGGUCCUGAAUUCAACCCAAAGCACUAUCUCUGUUCUUAUACAUACUAAUAUUGAUCCAUAACAUAUAAAUAAACCAAGUAAAAUGUUGUAUUUUGUAGCAGUGUAUGUUAGCCCUGCCUUUGUUGUCUUAACAGAAUAUAUGCUUUUCCAUGCAAUCCUUGUUGCCAUUUAUACCUAAUGUAUUAUAUUGCAAAUAAAGAAGGGAAAAGUC
Messenger RNA from Cyprinus carpio (common carp), 6384 nucleotides. RefSeq names its product protein kinase C alpha type. Gene Ontology annotation, biological process: protein phosphorylation. Gene Ontology annotation, molecular function: ATP binding; diacylglycerol-dependent serine/threonine kinase activity; zinc ion binding. The record is from RefSeq and is a predicted model, not a curated record. Lineage: Eukaryota; Metazoa; Chordata; Actinopteri; Cypriniformes; Cyprinidae.